Molecule: messenger RNA, 1353 nt
Organism: Aspergillus lentulus
Lineage: Eukaryota; Fungi; Ascomycota; Eurotiomycetes; Eurotiales; Aspergillaceae
Source: RefSeq, a predicted model, not a curated record
AUGAGAUUGCCUCUCGUUGGUGUGGCCCUUGGCCUGCUUUCUUCCUCUGCCAUCGUGACAGCUCAGACAUACACUGAUUGCAACCCAUUGCAGAAGACUUGCCCUCCGAAUCCCGCUCUGGGGAGAUCAGUCACCUACGACUUCACCAAAGGCUCUUCCGCCGACUUCAAACCAGUUGGAAGCCCCACGUACGACAGCAACAACGGUGCUGCUUUCUCAGUGGCCAAGCAAGGUGAUGCCCCGCUGAUCCAGUCCAACUGGUAUAUGAUGUUUGGUCACGUCGAGUUCGUGAUCAAGACCGCACCAGGCAAGGGCAUUGUUAGUAGUGCAGUUCUGCAGUCUGAUGACCUCGAUGAGAUCGAUUGGGAAUGGCUCGGAGCAAACAAUCUGUAUGUUCAGACCAACUACUUCGGAAAAGGAGACACUGGCAGUUACAAUCGUGGCGCUGCCCACGACAAUGCUGGAAACCAGGAUGCUUUCCACACAUACACAAUCGACUGGACUAGCACGCAGAUUGUUUGGCAAAUUGAUGGCAAGACUGUCCGGGUUCUCACUGCUGAGAGUGCCGGGGAUCAUUACCCGCAGAGCCCAAUGAUGGUCAAGGUUGGUGUAUGGGCUGGUGGUGAUCCGAACAAUGCGCCAGGCACAAUUCAAUGGGCUGGUGGCGAAACCGACUACAGCGCGGGUCCUUAUACCAUGUACCUCAAGUCGCUCGUGGCGACCGACUACUCGACGGGUAAAUCGUAUACUUAUAGCGACAAGAGUGGCUCGUGGCGGUCCAUCACCUCCGAUGGAGGUCAAAUCAAUGGUAAUAGUGACGCUGAGUCCAUUUCAACUGUCGAGUCUGCCCCUCCUGUGACCGCGACAAUUGACAGUGCUCCUAUUCCUUUCAGUGGCACGCACCGUGAGACGUCGAGCUUUGUAACUCCAAGUAUCUGGCCCUGGGUUCCCAAGCCUACCACCUUGUCGUCUUCUGUCGCGAAGGAUACGACUCUGCCCAGUGGCUGGACCUUUUCCGGAUCUCGACAAGUCCAGCCGCCCAGUGCGGCUUCUUCUACGCCCCUCUGUACGUCAUCUUCCUCGGUUUCAUCGCCGGCUUCAUCUUCCCACUCCGGGCUUAAAACCAGUUCCGUCUCUUCGGUCCCGAGUAGUUCAAGUGUGACAAAGUCGACCGGACAUCUUACUUCAACAACUACUUAUCAGAUUAGCACAUAUGGCUCGAUUCUUCCCUCGUUUUCCGCCUCGAUUGCACAUGUGGCCCCUACUGUUGCCGCAGCCAAUGACCUGCUGGAGGCGCCCGUCGGAAUGGGUAUCUUCUGUGCGCUCCUUGGCGGCCUCCUGGCAGUCUUUUGA